Molecule: messenger RNA, 2952 nt
Organism: Xiphophorus hellerii (green swordtail)
Lineage: Eukaryota; Metazoa; Chordata; Actinopteri; Cyprinodontiformes; Poeciliidae
Gene: nadsyn1
Product: NAD synthetase 1
Exons: 20
Coding region: 291-2342 (683 amino acids)
Biological process (GO): NAD+ biosynthetic process
Cellular component (GO): cytoplasm
Molecular function (GO): ATP binding; glutaminase activity; NAD+ synthase (glutamine-hydrolyzing) activity
Source: RefSeq, a predicted model, not a curated record
UGCCCCAAAACAUUGUCGGCCAACCGCCAUUGAACGAGAAAAAGAAAAACAACCAAACAAUAAUGCUGCUGGCUUGUAAUAUGUCCUUCAUCCUGCUGAGUGCAGCAUCACGCUGACAGACUUCAGCCGAGGAAGUGAGCUGUGUUGCUUUCCUGCGGAAGUGACAAUACACUCAGCACCGUAGAAGCAAACAACUCACUUAUUAAGGUUUUGUGCGAACAAGUUGUGAACAUAGACCACAGUUUAUAUUUGUCCUGUGACGUGUUGAUUGUGAACACAAGGAGAAGAGAAUGGGUCGUAAAGUGACCUUGUCAACAUGCUCUUUAAAUCAGUGGGUUCUGGACUUUGAAGGCAACGCGGAGAGAAUAUUGAAGAGUAUCGAGGUAGCAAAGGCAAAUGGAGCCAAAUAUCGGCUGGGUCCAGAGCUGGAGAUAUGUGGGUAUGGCUGUGCAGACCACUUCUAUGAGUCAGACACGCUGCUUCACAGCUUUCAGGUCCUGAAGACUCUUCUGGAAUCCCCAGUUACCCAGGACAUCAUCUGUGAUGUGGGAAUGCCUAUCAUGCAUCAUAAUGUACGCUACAACUGCCGUGUCCUCUUUCUGAACAGAAAAAUCCUGCUAAUCAGACCUAAGAUGCUGAUGGCCAAUUCUGGCAUCUACAGAGAGAUGCGUUGGUUCUCACCUUGGAGUCGGUUAAGACAGGUGGAAGAGUAUUUCCUGCCCAGAAUGAUCCAGGAAGUAACCGGCCAGGACACUGUCCCAUUUGGGGAUUGUGUGCUGUCCACUAAGGACACAUGUAUUGGCACGGAAAUCUGUGCAGAGCUCUGGAAUCCCAACAGCCCUCAUAUUCAGAUGGGGCUGGAUGGUGUUGAAAUCUUUACCAACUCUUCUGCCAGCCACCAUGAGCUCCGUAAAGCGGACCAAAGAGUCAACCUCAUCAAGUCAGCCACCACCAAGAGUGGAGGGAUCUACCUGUAUGCCAACCAGAGGGGCUGUGAUGGAGACCGGUUGUACUAUGACGGCUGUGCCAUGGUGGCCAUCAAUGGAGGGGUUGUAGCUCGUGGAGCACAGUUUUCCCUUGAUGAUGUGGAAGGACAACAGAAACCUUGCUAUAGGAUCAAAGUAGAUUUUUCUUUAUCGAGCUCUAAUGAUGUCUACCUCCCCACACACCAGCCAAUACAGUGGAUGUUUCAUACACCAGAGGAAGAGAUCAGUCUAGGGCCAGCCUGUUGGCUGUGGGACUACCUGAGGAGAAGUUGCCAGGGUGGUUUCCUUCUGCCUCUGAGCGGCGGUGUUGACAGCUCCUCCACUGCCUGUAUCGUCCACUCUAUGUGUGUGCUGCUGUGCCAGGCUGUGGAAGACAGCAACAGCCAGGUGCUGAAGGAUGUUCGCAGAGUGGUUGGAGAUGACUCCUACACACCGCAGAACCCAAAGGAGUUGUGUGCUCGCCUCUUUACCACCUGUUACAUGGCCAGUGAAAAUUCCUCCCAGGAUACAUUCCGCAGAGCCAGGGACCUGGCAGGGGAGAUAGGAAGCACACAUGUGAAUAUUAACAUAGAUGUGGCUGUCAAAGGCAUUCUGGGUAUCUUUUCAGUGGUAACUGGACGGUGGCCGCAGUUUCGUGCAAACGGUGGAAGCAACAGAGAGAACCUGGCUCUGCAGAAUGUGCAGGCCCGGGUCAGGAUGGUCUUGGCCUAUCUUUUUGCCCAGCUGAGCUUGUGGGCCCGUGGUAGACCUGGAGGACUGCUGGUUUUGGGCUCAGCCAACGUCGAUGAGAGCCUUACAGGAUAUUUCACCAAGUAUGACUGCUCCAGUGCAGACAUAAACCCCAUUGGUGGAAUCAGCAAGAUGGAUUUGAAGAGCUUCCUUGCUUACUGUGCAGAGCAGUUCCAGCUUACCUCUUUGAGAGGCAUUCUGGCUGCUCCCCCCACUGCUGAACUGGAGCCUCUGAAGGACGGACGGCUGUCCCAGACAGAUGAGUCAGACAUGGGAAUGAUGUAUUCUGAGUUAUCGGUGAUUGGAAGGCUGCGGAAGAUCUCAAAGUGUGGACCCUUCAGCAUGUUCUGUAAGCUCAUUCAUCUGUGGAGGGAUGUCCUUUCACCUACUCAGGUGGCCCAGAAGGUGAAGCACUUCUUCAGGAUGUACUCGGUGAACCGCCACAAGAUGACCACAGUGACUCCUUCCUACCAUGCUGAGAGCUACAGUCCUGAUGACAACCGCUUUGACCUUCGACCUUUCCUCUACAACACACACUGGAACUGGCAGUUCCAGUGUAUUGAUAACCAAAUUUCCCAGAUGCCAGCAAGCCCAGCUGACGGGGACCAGGGAAGGCUUGAGGAGUAGAAAAACCCCACAGCCCUGUUCUCUCUGUCCAGGGUGUGUUUGUAUCUCUGCAGUGGCUCAAAUCCAGAACACAUUUCCUUCAGCUGUUUCAAAAGUUCAGGAGCUCACCAUGUCUGAACACAUUAAAAACGUGUUAAGCAUUUUAAUGACAAGUGUCAUUGGAUUUUCAGAGUUAUAUCCUGCUUACUUCUGUUCUGAACCAGAAAACUAACUAUAAAGACUCAGGUAGCUUUUGCACCUGGUAUCCAUCAGUGUCUUCCAUGUUAGCACACACAGAGCCACGUCAGGUUAUGGUUCUGAAACAUUUUCUAUAUCUUAAACUGUUAUUACUUGGAUGCUACCACAGCUUAGAUUCAUCCCAGUGUUAUCUUAUUGACUUUUUUUCAGCUACACAACUCUUAAUGAGCUUAAUAAUGCAGCAUAACUCACUGCAUUACUGAUGUACAUUAUCCUGAAAUUAUGCUUUUUAUUUACAGUUGAAAUUAAAGUUACAGUUACCACUGAUGAUUUUGGGAUAUUUUCAGGAGACUUAUUGUAGCUGUUGAAUUUGUAAUGUGUACGCAGAUGUGCUAAAUAAAUCUCUUGGUUGGCCUGAUCAGAGAAGAACAGA